Messenger RNA from Ictalurus furcatus (blue catfish), 2917 nucleotides. Its product is annotated as monocarboxylate transporter 1-like. The record is from RefSeq and is a predicted model, not a curated record. The coding region runs from base 334 to 1698 and encodes 454 amino acids. Gene Ontology annotation, molecular function: monocarboxylic acid transmembrane transporter activity. The transcript is spliced from 5 exons. NCBI's taxonomy places the organism in Eukaryota, Metazoa, Chordata, Actinopteri, Siluriformes, Ictaluridae. Gene Ontology annotation, cellular component: membrane. Gene Ontology annotation, biological process: monocarboxylic acid transport; transmembrane transport.
UCAACAACAGAUAACAGUUCUUAGGAUCUCAUUCCCACACCUUAAUAAUCAUGGACAGGCAUUAUUUAAAUAGGCAUGUCACCAUUGGGGCUUUAUAAGUGAAUGAACACAGUACAUCAAUGUAAUCUGCCAUACCUUUUUUUUUUAUUUGCUUUUUAUUUUAAGUUCUUCUAAUAUUUUAAGGAUUUUAUAAUUUUUCUGUUGGUUUGCCUUUUCUUUUUUACUUUUUGUGUAUUUUCUACUUUUAGGUCUCUGCUGAAAUAACCAUUGCUGGUGCAUUAGAAAACCAGUUGUUCCUCUGUAUGGUGUAGGUCCACUGAAGAGCCAAAGCCAAUGUCAGGUCCUAUGGGUUACACUCCUCCAGAGGGGGGCUGGGGUUGGGCAGUGGUGGCUGGUGCCUUCAUCUCUGUUGGUUUCUCCUUCGCGUUCCCAAAAUGUAUCACUGUGUUCUUCAGAGAUAUCGAAGUGAUCUUCAAUGCCAGCACAAGUCAAGUUUCAUGGAUCUCAUCUAUCAAUGCAUCCUUCAUAUAUGCAGGAGGUCCAAUUAGCAGUAUUCUGGUGAAUAAAUAUGGCAGUCGUCCUAUAAUGAUACUAGGGGGUUGCCUCUCGGGAACUGGACUGAUUGCUGCAUCAUUCUGCAACACAGUGGAGGCUUUGUAUCUUUUUGUAGGUGUGAUAACAGGUCUUGGACUGGCGUUCAAUCUCAAUCCAGCCCUCAUAAUGAUUAGCAAAUAUUUUUACAAAAGAAGGCCAUUUGCUAAUGGAAUUGCCAUGACUGGUACCCCAGUAAUUAUGUCAACUUUAGCUCCUCUGAACAGUUGGUUUUAUAACCAGUUUGGUUGGAGGGGUAGCUUCCUAAUCCUGGGUGGGAUUCUGCUCAACUGUUGUGUAGCUGGAUCUCUCAUGAGGCCUAUUGGGCCAAAACCCAAACCUGCUGUGGAGGAAGUUAGUGAUGAUGGAGAGAAGAAAACAGUGAUGGAGAUUAUCAACAGUGUAAUUGAUCUGUCUCUCUUCAAACACCGUGGAUUCCUCCUGUACCUCAUAGGCAAUAUUGUGCUGUUCUGUGGUAUUUUCACUCCCCUGGUGUUCCUCAGUAAUUAUGCCAAGACUAAGAACAUUUCAAAUGAGAAGGCUGCAUCAUUGCUUUCAGUGCUGGCCUUUGUGGACAUGGUGGUGCGGCCAUCCAUGGGAACAGUGGCCAAUACCAAAUGGGUGCGACCCAGGAUACAGUAUUUCUUUGCAGCUUCAAUUCUGUUUAAUGGUGUGUGUCACUUGCUUGCCACCCUUGCACAGGAUUAUGUAGGGUUUGUGAUCUAUUCAGCUUUCUUUGGGUUUGGUUUUGGGUGGCUGAGUUCUGUCCUGUUUGAAACCCUAAUGGAUCUAGUGGGAGUCCAGCGCUUCUCCAGUGCUGUGGGCCUGGUCACCAUCUUGGAGAGUGUGCCAGUGAUACUUGCCCCACCCUUGUUAGGAAAAUUUAAUGACAUCUACCAUGACUACAAAUACACUUACAUAUGUUGUGGAAUACUCCUGCUGGUCGCAAGUGUGUUCCUCUUCAUUUGCAUGGGAAUUAACUACAGGCUGCUGGAUAAGGAAGCAAAGGAGGAAGCUAGAAAAUCUCAGCCAAAAGUAAAAGAGGAAGAAUCCACCAUAGACAUUGCAAACAAGCCUACUAGCAAUGAGACAGCUGUAGCACUGUGAGCGCUGAACACUACUAAAACUGCAGGAGAUUCUGUAUGCAAAAAGUAAGUGAUCUAGUCCAUUAAUGACUAGCAUGGCAAACUGAAUUCAAAUUAAUUCGCUGAAAGAAAAAUAUUUUAAUCAAUGCAGUUUUGCUGCUUAUAUAACCAGGUUAGAUUUUAAAGAAGUGUAUUAAUCAAGUUCAUUCUCACAAAAUUGAAUUUUACACUCCUGGGGGAAAAGGGGGGCCAAAAUUUGCCUAAAAUGGCGAAAUAUAUCAUUUUUUAUGGCCUUAACAAAAAAUCAUUGGUCAGGAAAUUAGCAAGAAUUAAACAAAUAGAUAAAGUAACUUGGUAUUGGAUAGUUUCUCCCUUUGAUUUCUUUAAACGUUUAAGAUUUGUGGGUAAACUUCUGGACAGCUAUUUAUUGUUGUUUUAUUUUUAUUAUUAAAUUUUAUUUUAUUUAUUUAUUUAUUUAUUUUAUUUUAUUUGUAUUUUGUACACCCAGACAUGUGUUAGCUUGAAUUUUACAUCAAACAUUUUAAUCAUUAUCAUGAUUUUACUUUUGCGUACAAGAAGACUAAGUGAAUUUCCCUGUUUCUAGCUUUUCCCCCAAACAGUUCACUGCAGCAAAAGUAAAUGAGCAAUUGGUAGCACAGGAAGUCUCAGGAGUACAUUUGUUUAAUUCUCACUCAUUUUCUGACCAUUGAUUUGUUGUUAAGACCAUUAAAAGCUUAAGGGACAAAACCGAAAAUUUCCCUUAAACAUAUAGUCAUGUGAAAAAAUAAGUACACCUCAUAGAAAUUGUUGGCUUUUUGACAUAUUUAGAUAAGCAAACAUUUGAUAAUUUUGAAAGGGUGCCUGUUAAUAAAGUUGAUGUACUUGAACAAAACCCCAAGGAAAAUGAGCUUUUUCAAUCAUUUAAGCAACAGAAAUAUCAAUAGAUGUGAUAUUCUUCUGUGGCUAAAGUAAGUACACCCUUGGCCUCAGAAGCUAGUAUUGCCCCCUUUUGCAGAAAUAACCUCUUGUAGGUGUAUUGCAUAAUUGUCCACCAGGCUUGCUCGAAUUUUUGACCACUCUUCCAGGCAAUGUUCUUUCAGUUACAACCCCCCCCCCCCCCCCCAAACAUUUCAAUGGGAUUCAAAUCCAGGCUUAGACUAGGCCAUCCCAUAACCUACAUUUCUUCUUUUUUGAGCCAUUCCUUGGUGGAUUUGCUAGUGUGCUUAUGAUAAUUAUCCUCU